Messenger RNA from Erigeron canadensis, 675 nucleotides. RefSeq names its product chloroplastic import inner membrane translocase subunit HP30-2-like. Gene Ontology annotation, biological process: protein insertion into mitochondrial inner membrane; protein targeting to chloroplast. Lineage: Eukaryota; Viridiplantae; Streptophyta; Magnoliopsida; Asterales; Asteraceae. Gene Ontology annotation, molecular function: transmembrane protein transporter activity. The record is from RefSeq and is a predicted model, not a curated record. The transcript has 6 exons. Bases 1 to 675 code for a protein of 224 amino acids. Gene Ontology annotation, cellular component: chloroplast inner membrane; TIM22 mitochondrial import inner membrane insertion complex.
AUGUCGUACAUUGGGGAUGAAAAAAAGCAAGGGGUUUUAACAGUGUACUGUAAGCGGAAGCAGGCAGUCGAUGACUUUGAGAUUAGAUGUAAAAAGUUUAAUAAUUGGGUUUCCAGACAAUCUUUACCCGUCAAGGCUGCCGUCGCAACCAUCACUGGCACUGUCCCAGGAGCUAUCAUGGGCGUUAUUCUGGAAACUCUUUUCGAAGGCUAUGGCUACUUUAGAGGGUAUAAACCUUUGGUACAGUCUUUUGUAGCAGGAGGACCCUUGGAAAAUGUACGAAACUUUGCUGUUUUUACCGGUGUUAAGUCCGGCAUAUCUUGUGUCAUGAAAAACUUAAGAGGCAAGGAGGAUGUCCAGUCAAGUUUUGUAGCAGGUUUUGGUUCCGGAGUCACGGUGUCACUUGUUAGUGGUAUGAGGGGCCCCAGUGUACUCUCAGUUGGCCUUGUCUUUGCUCUCGGGAGUGCUGGAUUAUUUAAGCUAGAGGAGAAAUACUCAGAGAAGGAAGACGUGUCACAUGAUAAGACACGAGGCGUGUUUUCUUGUAUGGGUCUUGGCCAUGAUAAUUAUCCAAUGAACUUUAAUAGCAGCUUGAUAACUGACAGCUACCUGGUGUUCGAUGAAAGGAAGUAUUCAUCUCCUUCCGACGAGACUUUCUACACGGCGAUGAUUUGA